Musca vetustissima is the source of this 2255-nucleotide messenger RNA. RefSeq names its product protein hunchback-like. Lineage: Eukaryota; Metazoa; Arthropoda; Insecta; Diptera; Muscidae. Bases 1 to 2217 code for a protein of 738 amino acids. Gene Ontology annotation, molecular function: RNA polymerase II cis-regulatory region sequence-specific DNA binding; DNA-binding transcription factor activity. Gene Ontology annotation, biological process: regulation of transcription by RNA polymerase II. The transcript is spliced from 5 exons. The record is from RefSeq and is a predicted model, not a curated record.
AUGACCGACACAAUGAGUUCUGCCGGUCAAAUGGAGCUAUCGCUCAAAGAUAAUGGACUCAUUGUUGAUAUGUCAACGACAGCAUCACUCUUGCAUCACAAUACAUUAGCCUCACACGCUCAUGCCUUGCGUAGCCUUAAGGAACACCAUCAUCACCAGCAGCAGCAACAGCAGGCGCUUCAGUUGCAUCACAGCUCCGAAGAUCAAUCAUCGUCGUCGUCGGACAAUGGUGGCGAGAAACCCAUCUCGACACCAGUAACAGCCAAUGUCAGUAUAUCGCCAACAAAUCUCUCAACGAACCACAACAACAAUUCAAAUGCCUCCAAUAAUCCUACAACAUUCCGCUGCGAACGCUGUGACAAUUUCGAGACCAGCUCCCGAGCCACAUUGCUCUUGCAUGUAGUCCAAUGUCUGUCGAAUUCAGCUGCGGCCGCAGCACGCCUUAAAAAUGAAGAUGUCGAUAUCGGAGGUGGUGGUGGUGCGGAUAAUCCGGCAACGAGUCCCGAUCAUCGUUCGGGUGGUUCGGUGACACCCGUCAGCGGUGGGGGUGUGAUCAGCGCCAUUGCUGAAAUUUUCGAAUGGUGCAAAUAUGAGACAUUCUUUCGCAAAGAUCACUUGGCGGAACAUUUUACCACACACACAAAAACGCUGCCGUAUCAUUGCCCGAUAUGCAAUCGAGGUUUCCAGCGUCAAAUUGCCAUGCGGGCCCAUUUCCAAAAUGAGCAUGUGGGCCAGCAUGAUCUUGUCAAGACAUGUCCGUUGUGCAGUUACCGGGCUGGUUCCAUGAAAUCACUGAGAAUACAUUUUUUCAACAGACACGGCAUUGAUUUGGACAAUCCCGGACCGGGCGGUUCAUCGUCGCUGUUACUCGCUCUGGAGUCACAGGCAUCACAGGUGGCUGCUGCCGCUGCUGCAGCCGGUUAUGUGCCGACUGGUCUGAAUGCCGUUGCAGCAGCGGCUGCAGCUGCUGCCAAUGCUGCUGUCAAUUCGAAUGCGGCCAUUGUCUCGGCCGCCAACAGUAUGCCCAGCCACCAGAGCGACAGCGGCGAAUCGCUACGCUCCCUGGAGAAUGCAACACCGCCAAUGCAUUUCCUAACGCCCCAUGUGGAGAUCUCAACACUACCCGACAAUGGCCUCUCGGAUAACGCAAUGUUCAAUGUAAAGCAAUGUUCCAAUUCUAAUGAUUCUCUUAUGUCUGUAGUAAACUCAUUGACUUCCUCUACUUCAUUCUAUACUCGUUCGUCCGUUGAGAAUGUCCUCUUAUGCGUUUUGCGUGCAUUUGAUUUGCAGGGUCACAGCAGCACCAACAACACCACAGCCAACAACAACAGCAAUCCCAGCAACACCCCCAACAGCAGCAGCGGCAGUAGUAACAUUUGCAGCAGUGGCAACAACAACAAUACGACCACAUCAUCGGCAGGCAGUACCACAGGAGAUGUUAUGGGGCCGAUGGAUCGUGACACCAUUAUGGAGUCGCCGGUGCCGUUGACCAUAAAUAUGCCACCACAAGAACAUCCAUUAGAUUGUAAUGCCAAAUCGUUGCCUUCGAGUACCAGUAGCAGUGCCAGCAGCAGCGGCGGCGGUAUGGGACCUGGUUCUGGCGGAGCCCUGUGUGGUGCCUUGACUUCCGUAUCACCGAAAAAUCAUCAUGAUAAUCACAUAACACCGUCGAUUAGUCUCAUACCCAUAAAGCAGGUCAGUGAACCACCCAGCGAGGAUACUGCGAAAAAUUCCCUCAAUGGCGGUGAGACCAUGAAUGGUGGUGACAGCAGUGAAUCGGAAUUCUCUGCACCCAAUACGAGACUAACAUCACUGAUUAAGGUUUCACCCCUGAAAUCAUUGCUGCGGGAAGAUCUGAAACGCCGCAUUUGUGCCAAGGCCAAUAAUCGUAUUACCCGCAAUGCUGCCUCCAUGGAAAACAAUAAUGUGAUACAAAGCAGUUUGACACCGACCUGUGGAACUGCCACUUCGUCCACUACGCCGAUUUGCAAUGGCACCAUAACAUCGACCGGGCCCGAAAACGAUUCGGCUGGUCUGAAUCGCAAACAAAUACUCACUUGCCUCUUCUGUGGCAUUGAAUUUCCCGACGAGACGCUGUACUUCCUGCACAAGGGUUGCCACUGUGAAAGUAAUCCCUGGAAGUGUAACAUUUGCGGGGAACAGCUGAACAAUGUGUACGAAUUCAAUGCUCAUCUGCUGAGCAAGAGUCAUCAAUAGCAACCAAUGCAUAAGGGUGUCUUGACAUCGGGCGGGAA